Messenger RNA from Fomitopsis serialis, 2910 nucleotides. RefSeq lists its product as uncharacterized. The transcript has a single exon. Lineage: Eukaryota; Fungi; Basidiomycota; Agaricomycetes; Polyporales; Fomitopsidaceae. The record is from RefSeq and is a predicted model, not a curated record. The coding region runs from base 1 to 2910 and encodes 969 amino acids.
AUGGUCUUCUCUACCUCUGACAAGCCUGGAGCAGCAAUGCAACGCUCUCUCAACUCAACGCCCCGCCUCAAUGGCUCAGCGCGUGGAACGCCGCUUGGGCCCCGCAAAGCACCUGACAAGCCCACCAGGCACCACACCAUUGACGCAUCAUCACUCAGCACUUCAUCGACAGUCAGAUCGGCGUCGAAUGCGAACAAAUCGCAAACUGAAGGCGCGCGCGACGUACGUGAAUGUCCAUCUCCCGCUGCCGCAGGCCCGUCCACGGUAUACAGCGCCUCUCAGCCAUCGGACUCGCCGCUAUCGACCGUCUCCGAUACGCAUUUCCCCAGCGUCAGCCACAGUGGGAGUUCGGGCUCCAUGUCGCUUCUAUCAAGCAGAUCGCACUCACACGUGCCGGGUAUGACUCUUCCAGCGCGGCUAGGCCCAGGGCGCUCGCCUCACCAGUUUCGUAAGGUGUCUGGCGCAAGCACCGAUGGCAACCUCAGUGAUGCGGGCGCGCACCUUGACUUCAAGCGACUCAUGAGCAAGCCAGCCGUCCACACUACGUCGGGCUCGUCGAUCAUCUCCCUUUUCUCUGACUCCGAGCUGUCCACGUCGUCUCGCCAGUUUGCACAGGCUACAGCGUUAUCGUUUGGCCUACAUCCCGGCCAGCAGGACCGACUAGCCUUCAGGCCACAGUCCCGGAAUUCGGUAUCGCCCAACAAUUCGCCCUCGCGUGAACCACCCCGGUCUAGCUCACGGACCUCACAGGCCAUGUCGCCACCUCAAGUCAAGGAACCCCCGAGGAAGCCCAACGUCCUCAGGCGGCGACCCUCAACUGUGGACACGCUGAAUACCACAUCCCGCACAUUUCACCCCAGACGGAAAAUGCGCUCCAUUGACGGCCUCCGAUCACUAGCUACUGAAACAAGCGCAGUGCAACCUGGCACCUCGCGGAAGAACAUGCCGUCCUCUGCCUCCGCCCUCACCCCAGCCAGUCAGGUCGCCCUUGCGUAUAAACAGCAGGAGCUACGGCGCUCCGCGUUGGAGCAGAUGUCGGGAUACAAUGACGACGUUGGACCAGAACUGGGUGAGGCAUCGUCGAGCGCCAACAUGGAACGACGGGAAGUCCGGCGAGGGGUGUCUCUGGAGGUUGCGGAGGAAGAGGAGACGACCGGACCGUACUAUACGGUUUUCGGCAGUGGUACCGGACAAGUCGUCGCUGCGAGAAGCGCGUUCGUAGGUGACCUCGAUUCCCCGGCGCGUGUCCCAGUGGACAAAGCUGGUGGCGAGCAUGUCAAGAAGUCGAAACGCACGCUGUCGAGGAAAAUGAGCGGGAGUUUCAAGAAGGUUGCCGAUAUCGUAAAAGGUGACCGUGAGCACCUUGGUCAUUCCCGGGAGGAUAGCUGGCGUCCGUAUGGCGCAAAGCCGCCGAGGUCACCGAGGCCACCCUCUAUCUUGGACGGACACGGGUCGUCUCCAAACUCUCCGACACAUCCGUCGAUACGCACCGCACGAAAUAGCCCUCCCAGUUCGCAUAGCCCUCGAAGUCUUCAGGACAAGGAGUGGCCAACAGGGCACGACAAAUCCUUGGAUACGGGUGCGGUGCGGGCCGGACCUAGCAGACUCGGCCAUAACAAGGGCAUGCAGAGUGAGCGGGAAGACGAAGGCGCCGACGAGGGCAAAUGGUGGAAGCUCGUCAAGCGUAUCAGUACUGGCGGGCUGCGGGACAAGUACCGUGAACGUCCGCGAACAUCGACCCCGCCGCCUGUGCCUCCCUUGCCGUUGGACAUGCAGAAGCUCGCGGAGUACCGUUCAACCUUCGAUAUCGGCCCUUCACCUAAGGAAGGCGUGACAGACGAUCUCCCAUUUCCGAAGCCGAUCUCCGUGCAGGCGCGGUCUUCGGGCAGUGGUCGUCCGAGUACUGCGUCAAGCCAGAAGCGGUCGUCCCGGCAUACGAUAGCUUCGAGGCCUUCGUCAGCCAGCAAACAUUCGUCGUCUCCAUCAGUACAGAGGCCGGGCACGGCUACGCGCUCGUCUUCCCCCAUCUCCUCUGAACCCGCCUCUUCAGGCUUCUUCCCGAAGACGCACUCGACACGGUCAUCGACCUCGUCAUAUGGCGAACACGUUCCUCCUUUACCUGUCACUCAGGCGUCGACCGUUGGGCAACAUAUCGUGGCGCCUAGCGAGUUAGGGCGGCUUGACACCAGUCGGGUUGCGUCGAAGGUGUCGUCGAAGCGCAAGCCUGUCCGGUCAGCGUCUGAACCAAAGGUUGAAACCGAGCCGUACGCGAGCUCUGGGGACGAGAAGCCGCAGUCCCUGCGGCCACCACCACGGCGGUCGGGCACACCUCUACGCGACACAUCAUCACAGGAACGCUCCGCUUCGCCCACCCUACCGUCAUUCAGCACAGAAGGCUGUGUAAACAACUUCUCUCCCGCUCCCAUCUCCCCGAGUACUCUCCCGCUGCCCGAGUUUGGGCCGCCACCCCGACCGGCGCGCAGCUCGCGCAGAAAACCGGCGAGCAUCGAAGUGCCGUCCCUUGCUGCUUUCGCAAAUGCGCCGCAAUCUGCACGGUUACCGAGCACCCCGCGGACUCCUAGGCCGCUGGUGAAGACCUCGUUGGGCAGAUUCGCUUCUGGGCGAGAGUCGACGAUUACGGUGAACGCGUCCGACUCCAUCAAGCGGUCGGCGCCGUCUGUUUCCUCGUCCCCUGUGUCGUCGUCGACCUCGCCAUCCUCGAGUUCCUCGCUGCGCUCGCCGCCACUGUUCCGAGAACUCGAGUCGUCACGGCAGGCAUGGACGGAGCAGGAGAAGCAGGACAAGUGGGAGGCGUUACUGGAGCGCAGUGCGCGUGCAGGCGGGACCCUGCACAUUGGUGAGACAGGCUUGCUCUCGGAUAGCAUGCAUAUGUCGAACUUUGGACUCUGA